CUGGUGCUUGCCCAUGCGUUCUCUUUUGUUUUUUGUGUGGUCGUCUGCGUCGGCACCCCGGCACCCGGGGGGGCCAAGCCACCGCGAUCGCAGCGCUGGCCAAUGCGGUGGACAAGUACGGGAACACGCCCUGCAUGGACGCCGCACACCUCGGGCGCACCUUGAUACUCAGGGAGCUCAUCCAGUACGGGGCCGACGUGACCCUGACAAAUGCUGACCUCAUGAGCGCGCUGCAGCUGGCGUGUGUGAGCGAGGGCGCGGGCAACGGCGAGGUGGUCCAGGCGCUCGUGGAGGCUGGAGCGGACCCCGCGGCAGUGUGCUGGCAGGCCACGCCUCUGAUGGCCGCCGCGGACAGCGGGCACAUCUGGGCAGUCCAGACGCUCAUAGAGAUGGGCGCUGACCCUUGGCAGGAGAACGGCUCGUCGUUCACCGCGCUGGCUCACCCAACUUCGCGCGGGACCUCGAGACCGCCCAGCUGCUGUACGACGUGAUGCAGGGCGACAGGAUUUCGGACAGGCCCGCGCCGCGCUUCGACACACAGAGGCUCUUCAAGGACGCCGAGGAACGUCGCGCGAAGCUCCAUCGUGCAUCGCGCGACUACCCCCUGGCCGACGCGCUCGCGGCGCUGGAGGUGCCGCCCGAGUGGCUGCCCGAGUUCACCGAGUCUGGCGCGCGCUUCGGCGAGAUGCGGAAGGCCUGGCGGCGCGCUUGCCUGCGCUGCCACCCGGAUAAGCAGCCCGAGGGCCUCGAGGAGGAGGUCGCCGCCGAGUGGACUUCCAGGUUCCAGAGAGCGGCGGCCGCGUUCGAGGCGGUGGAGCGCCACUACAGGACCGUCCGUGCCGACGAGGAGCCGUAGCCCCCGCUGGGGGCCCGUUUGGCGCGGAGCGGGCGCACGGACACCCCCGCGCUCGGAACCGGCGCGGCCGCCCCGGCUGCUCGGGCCCGCGGCGCGCCGCGGCGGGAGGGA
Prorocentrum cordatum is the source of this 967-nucleotide messenger RNA. NCBI's taxonomy places the organism in Eukaryota, Dinophyceae, Prorocentrales, Prorocentraceae. The record is from the annotation of a GenBank genome assembly.